Lathyrus sativus (Indian pea) is the source of this 138-nucleotide messenger RNA. The record is from the annotation of a GenBank genome assembly. Lineage: Eukaryota; Viridiplantae; Streptophyta; Magnoliopsida; Fabales; Fabaceae.
AUGAAACAGGGCCGUGAAAAUGCAAUUGUAGAGGAAUCGACAAAGUUCAAUUUCAACCUUUCGCCAGCUUCCGUUUCAACAAUUUCCGUCUUAAAUUGUACCACUCACUCACAAUUUUGCUCAGGUUUUGGGUGUUGA